This is a messenger RNA of Vicia faba (fava bean), 438 nucleotides long. NCBI's taxonomy places the organism in Eukaryota, Viridiplantae, Streptophyta, Magnoliopsida, Fabales, Fabaceae. The record is from the annotation of a GenBank genome assembly.
AUAUUUGGGAGCCUAAUCAAACAAGUACUUUAUCCAACAAAAAAUGGUUUAUCACUUUCACGGAUGAUCAUACUAGACUUUGUUACAUAUAAGGGGUUGUUGAAAGAAAAAUCUGAGGUAGGUCAAAUAAUUCAAAACUUUUGUAAAUUGGUGCAGACACGGUUUAACACCCAAAUACAAGUGUUUAGAACUGACAAUGGUAUUGAAUUUUUUAAUAAAAUUGUUGGAAAUUUUUUUCUUGAAAAUGGAAUUGUGCAUCAAAGUUCAUGUGUUAACUCACCCCAACAAAAUGGGAUUGCACAGAGGAAAAACGGACACCUUCUUGAAGUUGCACACCCCAACAAAAUGGGAUUGCACAGAGGAAAAACUGACACCUUCUUGAAGUUGCACACCCCAACAAAAUGGGAUUGCACAGAGGAAAAACAGACACCUUCUUGA